UUAGUGUUUUUUGCGUAUGCUAGAAUUUAAGCCUGAAACAACAUGAUUCCUUUUAUGCGACACACUUUCCCUUUUAGUUCGUCCCAGAAGAAACGACCCCUUAGAGUCGCGCAACCAUAAAUUUCAGAAGUCUUUUUUUUUUUCUUAAACUUUGUGUCGAAUAAACGUUGCCACAUAAACUGGGAAAGAGAAGUAUCAUACAUCAAUGCCUUACAUCCUCUUACAACCAAUAUGAUAUGAAACAUCCAACAAAACUCUUGUAUUCCCUAACAUCAGAAUCCAUAUAUGGAGAAGUUUUACUAUUGGUAUGCAAAUAUUCCAGCACUUUUGGUUUUAACAUUCCUAACAGUUUGGUUGAGUUCAGUCAGGGCAUUUACAAACAUAAACACAGAUGAAUCUGCACUUAUUGCUUUUAGAUCACAUAUAACUUCAGAUCCUGAUCAUCUCUUGACCAAAAACUGGACGCGGUCCAGUAACAGAUCAUCGAUCUGUUACUGGAUCGGCAUCCUUUGUAGUAGUGACGAUGACUAUCAUAGAGUGAUGUCUUUAAACGUAUCAGGAUUCAGACUCUCAGGCACAAUUGCUCCUGAAAUAGGAAACCUGACAUUCCUCACAUCGUUAGAUAUCAGUAACAACAACUUCAGUGGCUUGAUGCCUAGUGAGUUAGGUCAUUUACGACGCUUACAAGAGAUAAACGUAGGAAUUAACAGUCUAAACGGAGACAUUCCAACCUGGUUUGGAAAGUUACCAAAGCUCGAGAACAUUUUUAUGAACGAAAACAAGUUCAGUGGUGCUAUUCCAUCGGUUUUAGGCAACAUCACAAAGCUGAAGAGAUUGGUACUUGCGUACAAUACGUUACAUGGAAACAUCCCAAAAGAGAUAGGAAAUCUUACCAUGUUAGUAGAAGUUGACUGGAAAUAUAACAUGCUUACAGGAUCUAUACCGUCUGAAAUGUUCAACAUAUCCUCCUUGCAAUUCAUCGAUAUCACUGGUAAUAGUUUGACAGGUGAACUACCACCGGAUAUCUGCAAUGAUCAUCGUCUUGUUAAGCUUCAAGGGAUAUUUUUAUCGUUGAAUCAGCUUCAUGGACGAAUCCCAUCAAAGUUUCAUCUUUGCCAGGAACUCCAGGAUUUGUCCUUGUCUUUCAAUCAAUUCAAUGGAAAAAUCCCAGAUGAAAUUGGGUACAUAACCAAGCUCAAGACACUAUAUCUCGGGGUAAACAAUUUGAUAGGUGGAAUUCCUGAAAGUUUGAGUAACCUUACAUAUUUGGAGAUGCUAAGCUUAAAAGGUAGUACCCUGACAGGUCAAAUUCCACAUUCACUCUUCAACAUGUCCAACUUAAAGCAACUCGAUCUCGGGAACAACAGCCUGUCGGGAAGCAUGCCAUCCUCGAGCAGUCGAUGUAAUCUUCCUCUCCUUGAAGGGCUCUUUCUCAACGCAAAUCAGAUAACCGGUGAAAUCCCCGCAAACAUAUUCAGAUGCAAACGGCUUCAAGUCCUACAACUAACAGGCAAUAUGCUUAAAGGCAGCAUUUCAGAAGAUAUUCGGAACCUUACUUUCCUUCAGUAUCUGACUUUAGGGGACAACAACUUUACAGGGAAAUUACCAGCUGAGAUAGGGAGCAUAAAUCUGAAGCAUCUUUCCGUCCACGGAAAUCACUUGUCAGGUGUCAUUCCAUCGAAAGUAUUCAACAUAUCGACUUUGCAGAGUCUGGACCUAAAUAGGAACUGGCUGACUGGAACUCUGUCGUCACGCUUGGGACUUCAGUUACCAAAUCUGGAACAGCUUUAUUUAGGUGAGAAUAAGCUUACAGGAUCAAUUCCGAGCUCUAUCUCUAAUGCGUCACAGCUUGCUAUUAUAUACCUGUCCAGCAACUCGUUCACUGGCACGAUACCCAACCUUGGCAAUUUAAGACUUUUGAAGAGGCUAUUACUAGGAGGGAAUAACCUUACAGGAGAAACAUCGAAAGGAGAAUUGAAAUUCUUGUCCUCGUUAACUAAUUGUCGACAUUUGGAAUACAUAGAAGUGUCUUUAAAUCAGUUAAAAGGUGUUCUUCCAACUUCAUUAGGGAAUCUCUCUGCUAGCCUUCAAUUGUUUAAAGCAUUUGGAUGCAAAAUCCGGGGGACUAUACCUGUCGGAAUUGGAAACUUGACAAGCUUGACCGGUAUAUAUUUGGAUAGCAAUGAGUUGACUGGAGCUAUCCCUAACACAAUUGGAAAGUUAAGAAAUCUCGAACGCAUAUAUCUGGAAUACAAUAGGCUGGAGGGACAUAUCCCGAGUGAUAUUUGCCAGUUAAGUAAGCUAGGAGACAUCUACGCAAGUGAUAACAUGAUCCGUGGAGCCAUACCAGCUUGUUUUGGUGAAAUGAAAUCACUACAGAGAGUUUACUUGGAUUCGAACAAUUUGACAUCUACCUUACCGUUGAACUUUUGGAACCUGAAUGGCCUCGUAGGUUUAAACUUAUCCACGAACUCUUUGAAGGGCUAUUUACCAUCGGAGAUCUCUAAUCUGAAGGCUGCAACAGAUGUGGACUUAUCAUGGAAUCAAUUUUCAGGAAAAAUCCCAAGCUCAAUAGGCAGUGCUCAAUCAAUAGUUUACCUUUCUUUGGCACACAAUGAAUUGGGAGGUCGUAUUCCUGAAUCAUUGAGCAACUUGAUAAGCUUAGAGACAUUAGAUCUGUCGUCUAACAUAUUGUCAGGAAGGAUUCCCAAGUCUCUCGAGGCAAUGAGGUAUCUCCGACACUUCAAUGUCUCCGUGAAUGAAUUGGAAGGAGAAAUUCCAUCAGGUGGAUGUUUUGCGAACUUCAGCGCUGAAUCUUUUAGGAAAAAUCACGAGCUGUGUGGAGUACCUCGGCUGCAAGUUCCACCCUGCAGGACAAAACAUUCCAACUCGAAAAGUGUUUCAUCUUUGAUUAAAUAUGUCUUGCCUCCUCUCUUGUCGAUAAUUCUCAUAGUGAUCAUUAUACUUAUAGUGAUAAGGAAACGGAACCAAUAUGUAAAGAUGAAAACGGAGGAAUCACAACGUGCUGCAAUUCUUUCACCUAUUGCAUUCUUGAGAAAUGUUACAUAUCUUGAACUUGUGCGAGCAACAAAUUCAUUUUCUGAAGCCAAUCUACUAGGAAAGGGAAGUUUCGGUUCAGUUUAUCGAGGAGAACUUGAUGAUGGAACAGAUGUAGCAGUAAAAGUUUUUAACUCACUAUCAGAAGGAGCAACCAAGAGUUUCUACGCUGAAUGCAAGAUAUUGAGCAGCAUUCGUCAUCGGAACCUUACAAAAAUCCUCAGCUGUUGUAGUACUGCAGAAGUCAAAGCCAUUGUAUUAGAUUACAUGCCAAAUGAGAAUCUAGAUAGGUGGUUGUAUUCCCAAGAUCGUCGUUUAAGUAUGCUUCAGAGAUUGAACAUAGCAAUAGAUAUUGCCUCAGCUUUAGAGUAUCUUCAUUGUGGUCUAACAACACCGAUUGUACACUGUGACCUGAAGCCGAACAACAUCCUAUUAGAUAAAGAUAUGACUGCACAUCUUUGCGAUUUUGGAAUCGCAAAGAUUUUUGAGCAAGACAUGCAUAUGGCUCAAACCAAGACAUUGGCCACCAUUGGAUAUAUGGCACCAGAAUAUGGAACUCAUGGGAUAGUUUCAACAAGUGGAGAUAUCUACAGCUAUGGCAUUAUAUUGUUGGAAAUGUUUACGGGGAAAAAACCGACUGAUGAUAUGUUCGGGGAAGCAAUGAACUUGAAAUGUUACAUGAGCGAAAGCUUACGUAGAAAAUCCUUAAUGGAAGUCCUGGAUUGUGAUGUGAAGAGAGAUUUAGAGCAGUUUUCUGAAGUAGUAGUACAACAGUUUGUGUCAUCUGUGUUUUGUUUGGCAUUGGAAUGUUUGAAAGAUUGUCCUGAAGACAGAAUGAGCAUAAAUGAUAUUGUGGAUGGUCUUAGAAAAGCUAAAAUUGAAUAUUUAGCUAUUAGAGGAAAGGUAGAAAAGGUGGUGUAGAUUUUCUGAUUUUGAACAAAGUUGUAAAUAUUUUGUUUUGUGAAACUACUACAACAAUGUAGGCAGUAUUUCGAUAAACAGUUGAUGAUAGUUCAGUUGUAUAGAUUUUCUGAUUGCAAACAAAGUUGUAAAUAUUUUGUUU
Molecule: messenger RNA, 4120 nt
Organism: Capsicum annuum
Lineage: Eukaryota; Viridiplantae; Streptophyta; Magnoliopsida; Solanales; Solanaceae
Product: LRR receptor-like serine/threonine-protein kinase EFR
Exons: 4
Coding region: 286-3978 (1230 amino acids)
Biological process (GO): protein phosphorylation
Molecular function (GO): protein kinase activity; ATP binding; receptor serine/threonine kinase binding
Source: RefSeq, a predicted model, not a curated record